AUGGCCAAAUCCAACAAGGAAAUUGCUUAUGAAGCUGAUGGGUUCGGUGAUACGCCAUCUGACAACUCAUACGCUAGUCGGUGUAGCAGUGACACUGAUGAAAGUAACGCUAGUUUGCUGGAAACGAACUUAAUGCUCUCGGAUAAAUUGAUUCUCCCGAAAGAUCUAUGCGAUAGCGCUGCCCUAUUCGACGAAUUCUUCGCACCUUUUUUAUGGGAAAUGCUGCCGCCUUCAGCCAGAAGCCAUUUAUUAAAAUUUUUACCAAUUUCUCUUGGAGACCGUUCAUCUGCAACAAAGAUAGUAAACGAUCUACUAACGCAUGGAAUGGACCGCUUUGGCGUAGACCCAAUCGCAGUUUUUCGUUCUAAUCUAGCUGAAGGAAACUAUCGACAAGACAUAGCAAAGCUGCGACGCAACUUAUGUAAAUCACUCGACAAAGAGAAGCGAAUGCUAGAAUUGCAGAAAAUGGCUCAUGUGUCUCAUAACGUGGUAUUGUGUCGAGAAACUACGUUUUUGAAUGAACUGCAAAAAAAUACCAACAACGUGUUGUCACAUUUUAAGCCAAAGUUUGUUUUAAGACCUCUUAAGCGAUCGAGCUUGCAACACCAGGAAAAGUUGGAGCAGCAUAAAUCACGAAUAAUAGCUAAGAAACGAUAUCUGAGUGAAAUUCUGAAUAUUACUGAAACUGUCGGAAUACCAUUAAGUUUGUCUGACGAAGAAGACUGCAUUGGUGCCCUACCACCUGGCCCUGUUCGCAAGAAUCGAAAAAUGUUCGGGGGCAGCAUUGGACCCUCAUCCAUUAUUGCGAACGAUCACGGUACUACCAUGCCAACAGGAAACGUCGGCACUGGCAAACGAGGAGUUGUCCAAGGAGGUGUCUGUAACGGAAGUACCAUUAACUCAUUUGACGGAGCAUCAUUUACCCCUCCUAAGUUGUUUGUAGUAACAGAUAAACACUAUAAUCGAUUGUUACUGCAGCAUCGCAAGCGCAAAUGGAAGGAGCCUCACCAUCCAGAAAUGAUUUUGGAUGGGCUGAAAUUAAAAGAUGUGGUAAUACGAACACAAUUAGCUGCAGGGUAUCGAAGAAUAUUGCCGCUUCCAAAGGUGUACGUUCGUCACGAAAUUAAGAACGAAAAUACUGUGGAUGCUGUAACCGACACGAUGCUUUAUUCUUCUUCACGAGGAUUUGUGGAACUGAAGGAGCAACUGAAGGAGCAACUGAAGGAAGAGGAACUAAAGGAGAUGGAAAUGGUUCCACUAAAAGAAGAAAUGGAUAACGAGAAACCAUUGAAACGACAAACUGUACCCAGCUACAUUACAGAUCCCCAAAAUGCUUCGUUAAAAAAUUGUGAAUCAGAUAAAAAAUCUGUAGAAAUCCAAGAAAGUAAACUGACGAUUGCGGGCAACCCACUGACCGAUCUUGUUCAAAUCACGACAGAAAAAGCCACUCCACAAGCUUCACUAUCUUCAUUACGAAGCCGCCCACUAAUUGCAAUAUCGGCUAGUGAAAGUAUCAACGACAUGACAGUAUCAACAAGUCUAAAAGGCUUGCUAAACAGCACUCACUCAUGUUUUCUCUCCCUCGUGAGAGAUCUUUUCUGUACAACGCCCGAUCAUCGAUCGUCGAUGGAUGAUCUAUUGUGUAGAUUUGACGAUUGGUUCAAUAGUACGGUAGCAUCAUCCAAUACAUGGUUUGUAGCGACCCAAUCGAAAUCGAAGUGGCACUCGAUGCUCCAUUCAGCAGUACAGUUUCUUGCGGGAGAUUUUCCUAAUAUGCCGUUAGAUUUCGUACCAUAUAUAGAACGCAAGGUGGUACUUAACGUUCUUCAGUGGAUAGGAGCGUCACGAGAUGGAGAUACUCGCCUUGUAUCGCUGUGUUUUUAUUGGAAAAACUUGGUUGCUGUACCUUCACCUACGUUUUUGGACAGUGUCCCCAUGACAAUGGCAUCCGUAGGGACACUACAGACACAUAUAUCCACUACACCCACUUCAACCACAGCAAACAGCAAUGCAUAUUGUUCUUCUAGUACAAAAUGUAAAUCGACGGCAGUUUGUAGUGCUAAACUAUCAAACGCAUCCUGCAGUUCAUCUCCUUCGUCGACUUCAUCCUCACUAUCUACUUUGGGUGACGUCGUUUCUUGUGCAACAGAUUCCAUGAACUCUAUGGCAGCACAAUAUGGUAUAAUACCUGAGGAUGACGGUUCGAUUAGUGAGCGUUCUGUGUCACCACCACCACCUCGAUUCCCAACCGAUUGGUCCGUUCGGAAGGCAACGGAAGAGGAAGUUCAAUCAUUUCGGGAACAAGAGCGAAAACGUUACGAGAAUCCUCAUUUGGCGUUCACCUUUCGCGGGUAUUCGUAUGACAGUGUCGUAGGGCCGGUUAAAGGAAUCUAUACACAAGUUCCGGGAGUAUCAAAAGCCCGAGGUCACAAUAUGCUCGUCGCGGACCGUCCAAAUUAUGUAACUAUCCUCACGUUGGUGCGCGACGCAGCUGCACGUUUGCCUAACGGAGAGGGUACUCGAGCGGAUAUCUGCGAGCUUCUUAAAUCCUCCCAAUAUAUUUCGGCUACUGCUACCGAACAAAUAUUGCAAACGAUCGUUAGUGGAGCCCUAGAUCGUAUGCACACGGAGCACGAUCCAUGUGUUAAGUAUGAUGCAAAACGUAAAAUUUGGAUCUACCUACAUCGGAAUCGAACGGAGGAAGAAUUCGAAAGGUUACAUCUACAAUAUCAAGGCAUUACAAAACACAAGAAACCGGCAGUGAAAAAACUGACUAAACACGCCAAAGAAACUACCAUUUCCACAGAUCUGAAACAGGUAGACAAUGUUUCUUCAAUCGAUGCUGCUAGAUGCAUGUCUCCCAAUAGUUUAUCAUUCAAGAAUGUUGUGACAGAUCCAGACAACAAUGCGUUAGCGGCUUCGCGUGUCACUUCAAAGAAUGUGUUGUUGUCAAUUGAUUCGCCUGAAAAAAUAGUUCCUGUGCCUAUCAACAGCGAAACCAAUAAUACGGUUCCUACCCGCGUUCAAAUGAAUGUGUGUUCUUUUACUGGCGGUGGUUCUUCACUAAGCCGCUCUGCAUCGCUGUUAAAGAAACAACCAAUUAGUAUAUUGCCAACUGGUACACCUUCCGGAGAAACAACAGUUUUUAAAACUGCAGCUACCGUAACGAGUUCUUUACCAGCAAAUCGAGACAAAACUAUGAAAUCACCUUCCACUAUUUCAACACUACAAAAAUCGGACCAGCUACUAUCGAAAAGUUCUGCCGGGUUAGUCUUGACGCCGCCUAUCGCUAGAAGUACGAUGAUUUCAUCAUGUGAAAAUAUGGGUGAAUCACUCGAAAUUUCCAAACCAUGCCUAAGUAUUACCACCAAAGUAGUGAAUGAUGAUAGUAAUACUAGAGUUAUCGAAAGAGAAGCAUCACCACUGUGUUCUUCGAGUUUAUCAGAUCGGAGACCAGGUAAAGCAACAUAUAUACAGACACCACAAAAAACAAUGAUAGUUUCAGUGCCUUCCAAAGCUGCGACUAUGUUGUCUCGUGGUCAAAACAAGCAACAGGAAUUGGUAAAAUCGUCUUCAUUGUCUGUUUCUACGCCAUCCUUAAUAUCAUCAGAAGUUGUCAAGAAGGGAUCCUCAGGCACAGCUGUCUCUAUUAAACAGCUUAAAAGUGCGCCGAAAAUCAUUGGCUCUGGUGCUCAAAGAAUAGCACCUUCAUUUUUGUCUAUGGAGUCUAGUGAGCCAUCGUCAGCGCCAUCUUCAAAUUCAGCAACUGCUGGAGGAAAAAUCGUUAACUCGGAUAUUAAACUUACGCAAACCAUUCGGACGGCCAUGAUUGAUACUUGUAGGAAUCCUAUCUUCAACAAGUCUCCAAACUCAGUUACUGAACAGAGUACAAGCUCUUCGCAGUCUGACGGAAUUGUACUUCAAAAUCUGUCAGUAAGUUCUGUACCAUCGUGUGAAAAACAAGGUACACAAGCUACUACUUCAGGGAUGCUGUCAGAUAUGCCACACAAAGUUUCGACGACCAUUCAUGCAAUGGUUCGUCCAUCAGCAAACUUAAUUAGUACUAUAACACUGGCUAAGGAUCAGCAGUCUUUGUUAACGCCAGCACAACAAAAACAAAUCAUACAGAACCUGCUAACUCAGCAACAGGUAUUGAUGGCAAAAAAAACAAUUACGCCUCAUACAACCAUGAUUUCAUCUCCGCAUUCUUCGGAAUCAUUAAUUUCGGCGCCCUCUCAAUCUUACCUUGGGAAAGUAAGCAAUAGAAAUAUAGAAUCAGAACUAUUUAGUAAGAAGUCCUUUGGCAUUGAAGAUGGAUGCGUGUCAAGCAUAAAGUAUCAGCAACAGAUGCAGCAAGCGGACCCACAUGUUGUGCAACACGUUUCUCCUCAACCAGUGAAAACCGUACACCCACCUAGUUUGGACCCAAUUGGAAUGAUUCAAGAACCGCAAGAUAUAAUAGACAAAACAAUGUCUUGUGAUACCAGCAGCUCAACUUUAUCAUUAACCACUGGCUCCCAGGGUUCCUCGGGCGUUAAAAUGAUAAAAAUUCAUUCCCCAACUACUUCUUCUGGUUCUCAUGCAAUUCUGGCACCAAUCGUCAUGUCCAACACCAAUAUUGCCGCAUCGACUCCUUUGAGUAUUGCAAUGACCGAUCCUACAAUAAUGUCAACGAAUUCAGCUUCAACCUCAGCUAUGCGCAUAUUGAAAACGGCAACCAGUGCGGCAACGGUGGUAAAAUCAGGGGUUUCCAGUGUGAUUGGAAUAAAGCAAGUAACGCAAUCGCAAAACAUAAUAACUAAGAUUUGCAAAGAUAGUAUGGCACCAGCAGGGAAAGUAUUCGUCACAUCUAAUGCUAGUUCCGGCCAACAGUUACCUCUGGAAGCUUUGCUGCAAAAAGACAUCUUCUCAGCGAAAAGCAAAGACCACAACAGCAUUACUGUAUUGAAAAUGGCGGGAUCCAACAACACCGGACAGCAGCCGCACUUUGUGCAAUUUCCUUCCACUAAUAACGUUGCGUCCGUCGAUGGAAAUAUCGUUUCUACCAGUGACGUAUCAUCAACCUCCAACAAUGCCAAAAAAUAUACCGUAGUAUCACAACUCAAUGCACGUAAUAUUAUUGCUGUUUCACCGAUAACUAGAACUACGAAUCGAUUUUCUACUUCUACCGAGACUUCAAAUUCAACAACUGUCGUAUCGUCCUUAGCAUCAGAUCCUGAAAGAGAUAAUUUAAAAUCAGUGAUGACAUCACACGCCAGCAACAUCAACAGAUUCGGCGUAGGCUCUAGCUCUGCUGCAAACGUUAUUGCUAAAGUACCUGCCACUGCAACAGCCAAGUUACACAACGCCACAAAACUAAAAAUGUUUGCAUCCAACACUUCCAUUUCUAUGAGCGCCACUGUUCAGCCUACAAGACAACUUCAAUGCACAAACAUUAUGCAGCCCCAAACGAUGAUCGGUACAUCAGGGGCGGUCAACGAUAUUCUGAACUCAAAGCUGGUUAGUGUGCGCAAUAUCGCUUCGGCUAAACUGAAUACUGCCCCAUCGUUAAGCUUUACUAAAGGCUUGAAUAUUGCCAACAUUGGAGGAAAGCCUAUCAUUAUUGCGAACAAUGCAUCGUUAAUAGCGAACCAAUCCGUAGUGGUGAGCUCGGGAUCAUUCGGUAGUAAUUACAAUUCCGGUGCAGCAUCUAAGAUGACUAAUGCAGUUAGCAAGUCCACGAUUGCUUCGACUAAUCCGAACUUUUGUAUUUCACUUGACCAGAAUACAAAGUUCAAUAAACAGACAAAUAUUGAUUUAGUCAACGUAUUAUCUACGACUAACAAAAGUGAUGUGACGGAAACUGCUACGGUUGGUUCAAGCGUAACUGGCGUGGCUCAACCUGCUCAAACUCAAACAUUAAUACUGGGAAAUCAGUUCGUUAAAGUUCAGGCCAUGCAAGCAGCAACUGUUGGAGGAAAAUUGUCAAAUCGUCACCCAGAGACGUUCGUAUCUCGUAGUGUUGUCGAUGACGAAGUCUAUUCCGAUGAUGAUACUGUUCAUGUUAACAAUAUUGGAUCUACUUUUGUACAUCAAAAACAUCAAAACAACCCUGUGGUUGGUUCUUCAACGUGUUCUAUCGUAACUAGUAUUCCUAAAAGCUUGAUCGUGAACAGUAAUGCCGGUGCAGCUACAGCUUCAAAAUCAGUAGUAAAAAUACAACCAACACCGCAUAGUUCCAGUGGGUCGAACGUCAAGGUUCUCGAAACAGGUUCGCCGCAAAUUAAUCAACAACCAAUCAAUCAACUCCAGCGCGUUUUACUAGCAACAUCCAGUGGCCAACUUCUAACGCAACCAAUUGUUCUUCCGUCUGGUUUUCAGACAACAGGACCUAUUAACAUUAAACGUUUGAAAGUUAUCCCUGUCAGUAAACAGAGCAAGAAAUAAUGGUAGAGUUAAAAAAAAUUAAGGAAAUUCACGUUAUUAUCUUCAUUCAGUAGAUGUUGCGUAAACAAAAGCAUCACAUCACAAGCAUUGUAUAAAACCAGCUGUAUAAAAUUAUUCA
This is a messenger RNA of Anopheles cruzii, 6544 nucleotides long. RefSeq lists its product as uncharacterized. Bases 1 to 6426 code for a protein of 2141 amino acids. Gene Ontology annotation, cellular component: Ino80 complex. The transcript is spliced from 5 exons. Gene Ontology annotation, molecular function: protease binding. NCBI's taxonomy places the organism in Eukaryota, Metazoa, Arthropoda, Insecta, Diptera, Culicidae. The record is from RefSeq and is a predicted model, not a curated record.